This is a messenger RNA of Closterium sp. Naga37s-1, 1440 nucleotides long. NCBI's taxonomy places the organism in Eukaryota, Viridiplantae, Streptophyta, Zygnematophyceae, Desmidiales, Closteriaceae. The record is from the annotation of a GenBank genome assembly.
AUGGAGCGGCCCCAGGGGCAGCCGGGGGUGACAGGGGCACCCCAGGGAGUGCGGCAAGCUGGAGGUCAGCCGUGGAAGAGCGGGGCAGCCGAGGGCAUACAGCAGCCAGGGGGGCAGCAGGGGGUGACAGGAGCACCCCAGGGAGUGCAGCAAGCUGGGGGGCAGCCGGGUGUGAGUGGAGCACCCCAGGGUGUGCAGCAAGCUGGGGGGCAGCCGGGUGUGAGUGGAGCACCCCAGGGAAUGCAGCAAGCUGGGGGGCAGCCGGGUGUGAGUGGAGCACCCCAGGGUGUGCAGCAAGCUGGGGGGCAGCCGGGUGUGAGUGGAGCACCCCAGGGAGUGCAGCAAGCUGGGGGGCAGCCGGGUGUGAGUGGAGCACCCCAGGGUGUGCAGCAAGCUGGGGGGCAGCCGGGUGUGAGUGGAGCACCCCAGGGUGUGCAGCAAGCUGGGGGGCAGCCGGGUGUGAGUGGAGCACCCCAGGGUGUGCGGCGGGACGGGGGUCAGCCGGAUAUGACUGGAGCACCCCAGGGCGCGCCGCAAGCUGGGGGGCAGGUGGGGGUGUCGGGGGCACCCCAGAGUGUGCGGCAGGACGGGGGGCAGCCGGGGGAGACUGGAGCACCCCAGGGCACGCCACAAGCGGGGGGGCAGCUGGGGUCGACAAGGACACCCCAGGGUUUGCGGCAGGACGGGGGGCAGCCGGGGGAGACCGGAGCACCCCACAGCAUAGAGCAGCCAGGGGGGCAGCAGGGGGUGACAGGAACACCCCGGGGAGUGCGGCGAGCUGGGAGGCAGCCGGACGUGGCUGGAACACCACAGGGUGUGGAGCAAGCUGGGGGGCAGCCGGGGGCGAGUGGACCAGCCCAGGGAGUGCGGCAGAAUGGGGGGCAUCCGGGGGAGGCCGGAGCACCCAGGGGGAUACAGCAGCUGGGGGGGCAGCAGGGGGCGACCGAAGCACCCCAGGGAGUGCGGCAGGAUGAGGGGCCGUCAGACGUGACUAGAGCACCUCAUGGAGCGCAGCAAGCGGGGGGGCAGCCGGACGUGAUGGGGGCACUCCAGGGGAUGCAGCAGGCUGGGGGUGAGGCAGGGGUGACUGGGGCACCCCAAGGAGUGCUGCCAGGCGAGGGGCAGCUGGGGGUGACCGGGGAACCCGGGCAGUAUGGGGGCGAGGGGGGCCAGCGCGAUGAGUCUCUGUACAUGCCCCCGGCUUUCGACACACCCAUGGCUUUGGCUGAGGGCUCAGAGGCGGCGGAGGCAGUAGCGGCCGGGCAUGGGCCAGCGAGCUGCGAUCAAGGAGCGUCUGGGGGUGUUUUGGGAGGGGAGGUGGCACCAGCUGUACGAGUCUGCCUUGACCGCAGCACGCCCGGCGGUUCGCCCACUCACCUACACAGCCGCGGACCAAGACCCAGACGCCAUCCGCCUAGCACGGUGUCGGACACGGUGUAA